AUGAAACCCUCUGACUCUGCCACUGCGCGGUUUUACGGUCUUCUGAAGGUAUACAAAGCUAACAUACCUCUUAGACCCAUCGUCUCCCUACGUGGUACUCCUACAUACGGUUUGGCAACAUGGGUGUUUGCUCGUCUUAAGUUCCUGGCAGAAGGAUCGCCAACAACAGUGGCCUCUGUUAAUCAGUUCCUUCAACGUUUAAAACAUCUGAAACUAGAGCCAGAUGAAUCCAUGGUAUCGUUUGCUGUCGUUUCACUUUUUACCUCCAUUCCACAACAACUAGCGAUUGACGUUGUGAGACAACUCCUGGUUGAUCGCUACAACGAGAGCGACAAUCCCCUGAAGACUGAACAUCUCAUGGAGCUCUUACGCUAUUGCCUAAAAACAAAUUUCACCUUUGGUGGACAAAUGCAUGAAGAAAUCAAAGGCACCCCUAUGGGCUCCCCCAUAUCAGGGCUGAUGGCUGAAGUGGUUCUUCAACGGAUAGAACACUUGGUGUUCACCAAGUAUCAACCAAAGUUUUGGGCUCGUUACGUCGAUGACACCUUCGCUAUUGUCAGAUCAUCUGACGUGGAGCACCUUAAAGAAUUACUGAACUCGGUUGACCAGAAUAUCCAAUUCACGAUGGAAGCCGAAACAAACAACCAACUUUUCUUCCUCGAUGUCCUUGUGCGUCGUAGUGCAACUGGACAAUUACAAACUACCGUUUUCAUAAAAGCCACAAACACAAGACAAAUACUGCACUUCAACAGCAAUCACCCCCUCUCUCACAAACGCAGCUGUGUCCGUACUCUGUUCCAAAGAGUUGAAACACACUGCAGCACACCAGCCGACAAAAGAGUUGAACGACAGUAUCUGCAUGAUCUCUUUCGAACCAAUGGAUACCCAAGCCACUUCAUCAAGCAAAGCAAGCGCCGAGUGAACAGACGACGGCCACAAGAAAAACCACCCGAAGUCUAG
Molecule: messenger RNA, 960 nt
Organism: Spirometra erinaceieuropaei
Lineage: Eukaryota; Metazoa; Platyhelminthes; Cestoda; Diphyllobothriidea; Diphyllobothriidae
Source: the annotation of a GenBank genome assembly